Trichosporon asahii var. asahii CBS 2479 is the source of this 1065-nucleotide messenger RNA. RefSeq lists its product as uncharacterized. The record is from RefSeq and is a predicted model, not a curated record. The transcript has 2 exons. Lineage: Eukaryota; Fungi; Basidiomycota; Tremellomycetes; Trichosporonales; Trichosporonaceae. The coding region runs from base 1 to 1065 and encodes 354 amino acids.
AUGGAUGUCACAGCUGCUCAUCGCAACCCGCCCCCUGGUGCAGCUCAAGCUUCGACAGCGACGCAUCGCCGUACCCGCCCUCGUACCCGCAGGCCCACCCCUCCCCAUUGGCCGCGCACGUUCCCCUGCACCACCCGUUCUGCUCUAGGAGACUACGCAUUUUUCCGGUCGAGCACCAGGUCGCGCAUCUUGCGGGCUGCUACUCUGGCUUCUAACGCGUGGGACGAUGCCGUCGCCGAAGACCGCUGGGACAAGAUCACGCUGCACAUGUUUAGGCUGGCGGUUUUUGGCAAAGUAUACGAGCUGAACCAGGGUGAAUGGGAUAACCGCUUCCACCUUCCCUCCCUCGACGACUGGAUGGCGGAGACGACGCACAUGAUGUUCUUCGCCUAUCGUCUUGCUGGCUACCAGCUACACCAGCACAGGCAGUCUAUUCCGAAGCUAGUGGACGUUAUCCCGUUCACUCGAGCGUGCCUCGACUACUGCACGACAGAGGACUUGGACCCCGACAUCUCCGACUACAUGAAAACCAGACCAUCCUUCAGAUUCGAUCUAGGUGUUUUCGAUCCUGUCAACAUACCGGAGGAAAACUACGGGUACCGUUGCACAGAGAUAGUUUACACAUAUCGGCGCAGGCUCGGCAAGUAUAUCCGGGUCAAAGGUGGCGAGAGAGAAUACGCUUGCGACGAGCUUGGCAACCCCCUGUCACUCGUACACGAGCGAGUUGUCCCCUCACCUUCGAAGAACGGCCGCGUUGUGCAUUCGGGGCAGCCUGUUGCUGCAAGUGUUCUAAACCGCUCUACGGGCUCGACAGGCACCGAGCUAUCCGAGAACGCGCCUGGCUCGCUGUCCUCGGAUCAUGGCCACAGCAGCAGUGGCAGGGCGGCGUCACCUCGCCUACUCAGUCCCCGCACCUCGCUGGACGCUCGUGACGAUAAGGCGGUCAUCCACAGCCCUGUGCUAGUGGCACAUGAAAGCUGUCACGGGCUCACCGGGCUCGAGGAUGCUUUUCUGGAGCUAAACAAGCGUCCACCAUCGCCGGUAGAGACGUCGAGUGACGUGUGA